GAUAAGAUAUUUGUAUUUAGCCGAUAUAGACGGCGCUCUGAGUGUCUGCAGCAGCUUCUUCACACAAAUCCGGUUGAUAAUAUUUCCUUUCAACUUAAAGAUUACUACAAGCUUCCUUUCUUUCUCUGUCAAUGCCUCAAACCCUAUUUCUCAAACCCUUCCUUUCUUCAAUUCCACUUAAUAACUGCAGUAAAUCAAACGUGAAUGCAAAUUAUGGGAAAUUCAGUGUUGAGAUACGGGGAAGAGUUGCGGUUAUUUGUAUGGGAAUGUUGGCACCGAGGAAGUUCACGCAGAAGCGGAAGAAACCGGAGGUUUUCCGGGAUGCAGCAGACGAAGCGUAUCAGAAAAAUUGGAGGAGACUGAUGACCGAAAUUGUAGAGACAGGUUCUGCGGUUUCGGUGCUCAAACGUGAGAGGGCUACAAAGCAGGCCAUUUCUAGAGACAUGGUGCUCGGGACCUUGGUCAGAUUAAAGCAGCUAAAGAAAUGGAACCUUGUUAGAGAGAUCCUUGAAUGGCUCAAGUCUCAGAGCUGGUGGGAUUUCAGUGAAAUGGAUUUCCUCAUGCUUAUUACGGCUUAUGGAAAGCAAGGGGACUUCAACCGAGCUGAGAAAAUUUUUAGUUUGAUGAGUAAGAAGGGCUAUGCACCAAGUGUGAUAACUCACACUGCUCUUAUGGAAGCAUAUGGAAGGGGGGGCCGAUACAAUAAUGCAGAAGCGAUAUUUCGAAGGAUGCAGUCUUCUGGCCCUGAACCUUCAGCUUUGACAUAUCAAAUAAUACUUAAGAUAUUCGUGGAGGGUCAUAAGUUCAAGGAGGCUGAAGAAAUAUUUGAGACCCUUUUGAGUGAGGAAAAAUCACCUCUGAAGCCAGACCAAAAGAUCUUUCACAUGAUGAUCUAUAUGUAUAAGAAGGCUGGGAGUUAUGAAAAAGCUCGAAAAGUAUUUGCACUGAUGACAGAGAGAGGAGUUCCACAAUCAACAGUUACAUAUAAUAGCUUAAUGUCAUUUGAGACUAACUACAAGGAAGUUUCAAAGAUCUAUGACCAGAUGCAAAGAGCUGGCCUUCAACCUGAUGUUGUCAGCUAUGCCCUACUUAUUAAUGCUUAUGGAAAAGCAAGAAGGGAGGAUGAAGCACUAGCGGUUUUUGAGGAGAUGCUUGAUGCUGGUGUCAGGCCAACCCACAAGGCUUAUAACAUCAUGCUUGAUGCAUUUGCUAUCUCUGGGAUGGUGGAGCAAGCUCGCAUCUUGUUUAAAAGUAUGAAAAGAGACAGGUUUACCCCAGAUCUUUGCUCUUAUACAACUAUGUUAUCAGCUUAUGUCAAUGCUUCUGACAUGGAGGGUGCUGAAAAUUUCUUCAGAAGGCUAAAACAAGAUGGAUUUGAACCUAAUGUUGUGACAUAUGGGGCACUGAUCAAGGGGUAUGCAAAGAUUAAUAAUCUUGAGAAAAUGAUGGACAUAUAUGAGGAAAUGCAGUCACGUGGUCUGAAAGCAAAUCAAACCGUCUUGACCACAAUCAUGGAUGCGUAUGGAAAGAACGGGGGUUUUGGUGAUGCUGUUGUUUGGUAUAAGGAAAUGGAGUCUUGUGGAUUUCCUCCUGAUCAGAAAGCAAAAAAUAUUCUUCUAUCCUUGGCUAAAACAGCAGAAGAACUAGAGCAAGCGAAGCAACUUGCAGGAAAUUUGGAUCAAUCUAGCAAUGAAAAAACUGGAAACAGGGUUUCCAUGUUUGUUGGUGAGUAUUAUGAUGAUGAUGACAAUGACGAUGAGGAUGGAUAUGAAUGAUGAUUGACAAGAGGCCAUUCUUGUGAUGAUGGACAAGAUCAACUGAUACUUUCCAGCGUUGAUCAUAGAAAAAACUCACAUGACCUACAUACUUGUAAGUUCUUUGGAUUUGUGAAUUCGAUAUCUUUCUAUUUCACAUUAUAACCCAGCCUUGAAAUUUAUUGGAUUGAUUUCAUGAGUUGAGAAUGGCAAUGUGGGAAUGUAUUACUUAUAAAAAGAAAUGCGGGAAUGUAAUACUUUCAUCGUACUUUGAUGUAUAUUAAGGAGUCCAUUCUGUCCUUCAUGGAACGAGUACUUUUUGAUGUUGGACUGGGAUAUCUUUGAAAGUUCUCUGCUUAUUUUUCCUGGAUGCUGUUAA
Messenger RNA from Carya illinoinensis, 2133 nucleotides. Its product is annotated as pentatricopeptide repeat-containing protein At3g59040. The transcript has 7 exons. The record is from RefSeq and is a predicted model, not a curated record. Lineage: Eukaryota; Viridiplantae; Streptophyta; Magnoliopsida; Fagales; Juglandaceae. Gene Ontology annotation, molecular function: protein binding. The coding region runs from base 132 to 1775 and encodes 547 amino acids.